CACACUGAUAUUACUGAAAUACAAAACGAUGAUACGAUACUGUGGCUGUUUGGACCUAAAGAUUCUGUCGUAUCUCAAAUAACGAGAAAGGCAGAUUUUACUUCACUUUUUGUCACCGAUGAUAUGGCAUUCAGAGGCAGAUUACAUUUGGACCAAAAGACUGGAUCUCUGACCAUCAGAAACACCAGAAUCAGACACUCGGGACAAUAUAAACUCACCGUCUCGAGACAACAGACUACCACAAAGAUAUUUAUUGUUACUGUCUUUGGUAUGGUUGGUGAGACGGAUGAAGUGAAGGCAGAGUCGGUGAUGGAGGGAAAGUCUGUCACUCUAUGGAAUCAUGUUGAAGUACAAAGAGACAAUCUGAUAGUCUGGAGGUUUGGAGAUAAAGGCAUCCUCCUGGCUAAAUUUGAUGUGGAAACUAAUGAAACCUCAUUAAACAAUGAUGACGAGAGAUUCAGAGACAGACUGCAGUUGAAUCCAAAUGGAUCUUUGACUAUUAUUGACACCAAAACUGUACACACUGGACUUUAUGAGCUACAGAUCAGAGGCCGUGAGAGCGCACAGCGAUUCCUUCUUUCUGUCACUGCUGUUUCAGGUCUGUCUCCAGGUGUCGUAGCAGGGAUUGUUGUUGCUGUUUUUGUGGUGGUUAUAGUUCUGGCUGCUGUUGUGAUUUACUAUCACCGCAGGAUCUUUAAACUAAAGAAAAAAAUGGUGAAGAACAUGACAGAGGGACUGUCUACCCGCUGCUCUUACUAAAAUAGAGAAAGAUGAUACGAUACAGUGGUAUUAUGAAGCUGAUAACAGUUGCAUUGCUGAAUUCAAUGCAGAGGACAGGAACUGAUGAGAGAUUCAGAGGCAAACUGAACUUGGAUGUUCAGACUGGAGAUCUCAGUAUUAUGAGAAAAGGCAAUACUAAAGGCUAGUAUAGUUUACACAU
Molecule: messenger RNA, 940 nt
Organism: Megalobrama amblycephala (Wuchang bream)
Lineage: Eukaryota; Metazoa; Chordata; Actinopteri; Cypriniformes; Xenocyprididae
Exons: 4
Coding region: 124-759 (211 amino acids)
Source: RefSeq, a predicted model, not a curated record